AUCCAAAAAUUAAGAAAUCUCAGUUACCAAAAUAAGUAUAAAUAGCUUAAAAAUAAUCAUUUAAUUGUUAAAACUUGUCAAUACCUAACUUCUGCCCAAAAGUGGUUUUCAUAUAUUUUUGGAAAACUGGAACAGAUUUUCCUCCCAAAGAAGAAGUUUAUUGGAAUUAAAGCAUUUUAUAAGCAUAUACCAGAAUUUCGACAAAUAGGAUUAGGUUCUUUCGAAUUUAUUCCCCAAAUAAAAAAAAAAAAAAAGAAAAGAAAAGCAAAGAUAAAAUGGGAACCUCCGAGAGAAAAACACACACGGCAGAAUUCAUCUUGAUUCUCUUGCUCCUUUCUUUAAAACCACACCGCCUCACUUUUUCUUCAUCCACCACCACCAGCACCACCAUCAUCAUCAUUAAACUCACGCCCACAGACUUCACUCUCAUUCAAUUCAUUUCUUGCAUGCAUAUCGAUUGUCGCCAAUCACCACCAUCUCCAGUCGUCGCUCAAUCAAUACCAUCGUUCGUCGUUGCAAGCAGCGACCACACAUUGCCGUAGCUGAAUACGCACGCGUACACAGUGAACUGCCAAACCUAGCGCUCGUGCUUGCUGGAUUGCUGUUGUGGAUCUUAUCCCGUUCGCCUGGUCAGCUCCAGGAAGUCUACUUGGAAUAGUGACUAAUUCACCUAUGGACAUUGGAGGGAUCGUGUUGGGUUCCUUUUUGGCUUCAUCCUUUCAGGUCUUAUUCGACAAGUUGGCUUCUUCCACAUUAGGUUAUGCACAACAUAAAGGAAUCAGCACUACCUUGCCUAAGGAGUGGAAGGAGAAGCUAGUCAUAAUCAAUGCAGUGUUGGCUGAUGCAGAGGACAAGGAACUUAGCGAUAACCAUCAAGUGAAGCUGUGGCUGGACAAGGUUAAGGACUUGGCCUAUGACAUGGAAGACUUGCUCGAUGAGUUUGAGAUCAAAGCUACUCAGGUUGAGUUAGAGGCAGAAUCUAGCACAAGCAAAGGUUUGGGGAAAUGGAAGUCUGUAUUUAGCCGACCACCCUCGCUCAUGUCUGAAACCAAGGUACAAGAGAUCAAUGGCCGGUUGGAAGCGAUUGUCACUGAAAGGCUCAUCUAAACUUGAGAGAGAAUGUUGUGGACAAAUCCAACUACACUAGCAAAAGGAUAACCACUUCUCUAUCAGAGCCUCAGUUUUUUGGUAGGGAGGAGGAAGUAGAACAAAUACUCGAACUAUUGAUCAAUGAGGUCAAAAAUUCUGAUGCCACAUUCAGUAUAGUCCCCAUAAUUGGGAUGGGAGGUAUUGGAAAGACAGCCUUGGCUCAACAGCUGUAUAAUGAUGCCAAAGUGAAUAGAUGUUUUGAGAUGAGAGCAUGGGUUUGUGUUUCAGAUGUUUUUGAUGUUCUCGACAUAACAAAGACUAUUUUGCGGUCAAUUACUGGGUUGCCCUACGAGGGCAAAGAUCUAAACGAGUUUCAAGUUAAGUUGAGGGACAAUCUUUUUGGAAAGAAGUUUCUUGUGGUUCUAGACGAUAUCUGGAAUGAGAAGUACGAAAAAUGGACUGACCUCUUAAAGCCAUUUGUAGUGGGUGCUAGGGGAAGCAAGAUUAUUGUUACGACUCGCAACGAUGCUGUUGUUUCAGUAACAAAAGCACCGCCAAUUCCUUUGAAGGAAUUGUCCCUCGAUGAUUGUACAAGCUUAUUAGCCUUUCAUGCUCUUGAAGCAACAAAUUUUAAGAGCCACCCGGAAUUUGAAACAAUAGGCAAGAAAAUAGCUAAAAGAUGUAAAGGUUUACCUUUGGCAGCGAAGAUGUUUGGCGGUGCCCUACGUAAUAAAAUGAAACCCAGUGAAUGGGAAGAUACCUUAAAUAACUUAAUAUGAGAUCUUCCAACGACAAAGAAUGAUGAGGUUCUCCCUAUUAUGAAAUUGAGCUAUGUCCAUCUUCCUUCCUAUUUGAAGAGAUGCUUUUCUUAUUGUGCGGUAUUUCCUAAGGAUUAUGAAAUUGAGAGGGAUGAGCUAGUACUCUUAUGGAUAGCGGAGGGAUUUUUAGAUGGACAAAAAACAAAGAAAAAUAAGUUGGAAUUAGGAUGGAAUUACUUUGAUGAAUUAGUAUCUAGAUCAUUUCUUCAAAAAUCAAGUGUUGACACAUCUAAGUUUUCAAUGCAUGAUCUUUUGAAUGAUCUAGCAAAGUCAAUUGAGGGUGGGAUAUGCUUUAGCACUGGGGAGUCUCAGCUAGCAAUUAAUGAAGAUUAUGCAUCUCUUGAGAGAGCUCGUUAUGCAUCAUUCAUCUGGUCGCAGUUUGUUACAUCAAAAUGCUUGAGGCCAUAUCAUGAUAUGAAGGUAUUAAGAAGUUUAAUUCUAGUGCGUAUUGGACCUAGUGGCAACUCUCUCCUUAUAUCCGACAAGGUGCUACAUGACUUGCUAACAAACUUGAAGUUUCUUAGGGUGUUUUCAUUAUGUCAUUGUCGCAUCGUAGAGGUACCGAAUUGUGUUGGUGAAUUAAAACAUCUUCGAUAUCUCAAUUUCUCAAACACUUCUAUCAGAAGGCUACCUAAGUCAAUUGGUGACUUGUGUAAAUUACAAGCUUUGAUCUUAAGAGGUUGUCAUCAGCUUUCAAAGUUGCCUCAUGGUAUCACAAAGUUGGUCAGCUUACAGUUUCUUGAUGUUAGAGAUACAGAAAGUCUAAAAGAGAUGCCAUUGGGUAUCAAUAACUUGAAGAAUCUUACUAUCUUGUCCAAGUUUGUGGUAGGAACAGAGAAAGGGCUACAGUUAAAGGAGUUAAAGAACUUGUCGCAUCUUCAAGGAGAAUUAUUCAUAUUGAAAUUACAAAAGGUGGAAGAUGUUAGAGAUGGUGUUGAUGCUAAUUUGUUUGGAAAGCAAGGCCUAAGAAAAUUAUUCUUGCAUUGGGAUAAAGAUUUUGGAAUUCUUCGGAAUGAUAAGCGCGAAUCACGGGUGCUUGAGUCUUUGCAACCUCCCAUUGAUAUUGAAAAUCUCACUAUUUUGAACUAUGGUGGUGCAAUAUUCCCGUCAUGGUUAGAUGGUUCAUCAUAUUCUCGGAUAGUGUCUUUGAGCUUGUGGAACUGUCCUUAUGUCACAUCAUUGCCUUCAUUUGGACAACUACCUUCAUUGAGAGAAUUAUCUCUUAAAGGUCUAAAUGCAGUAAGAAUAAUAGGCUCUAAUUUUUAUGGAGGUGAUAGGCCUUUUUCUUCCUUAAUUACUUUGCAGUUCGAAGAGAUGUUGGCAUGGAAGGAUUGGUCUCCUUAUGCAGGGGGGCCAAAAGAAGAAGUCCCAUUCUCCUGUCUUGAGCAUCUUAUUGUCCGGAGCUGUCCUUCGUUGGUCAAGACAUUGCCUUGUCAACUUGAUCGUCUUAUAAAGCUUGAAAUUCAUUCAUGCCAACAAUUGAAUAACUCAACCAAUGAGUUAUGUCUUCCAUCUCUCGAUGAGUUAUACCUUGGGGAUUGUAGUAAGGAGAUCUUAAACAGGUUGUUCAAGCUAACUUCUUUGACCAUUCUCGAAAUUUACAAUCUCGUAGAUCUUGUUAUCUUUGAUCAUCGGUUUAUGAGCUGCUUGGGCAAACUAAAGAGGCUUUGCAUAGAACUAUGUGACAAGCUAACAUUUCUGUGGUGGGAUGGAGAUGAAACACGAAAUCUCACUUGCCUCCAGGAAUUAGUCAUUAUAAAAUGUCCUCGAUUCAUAUCUUUUGUGGCAAGAGAAAGAGAGAUAGAGCUACCAUGUAAUCUUGAAAGGAUGGAAUUGGUGGAUUGCACAAGUUUAGAAAAGCUUCCAAGCAAAAUGCACGCACUUAGACAUUUGGUGAUUGAGAAUUGUCCAAAAAUCAUGGCUCUAAACAUUCCUCAAGGUGACCCUAGCAACAAUAAUUCGAUUUCUCAACUUGAAUCUUUUAAGAUACGUCACUAUUAUGCUUCUCCGAUAUCCUUUUCAUUUGCCAAGGGUAGACUUGCUGCUCUGAAGGCACUUCAUAUAGACAAUUGUAAGGGAGUGGAGUCGUUGGAAGGGAUUGUCGUAGAAUCGCUUGAAAUAAUGACAAUUAACGAUUGUCAAAUUAUGGGAAGCUUACCACAAUGCCUUCACAUGCUCUCCCAUCUCACUCGAUUGCAUAUUUAUAAUUGUCCAGCAUUGGAGAUAGAGGACUUCCCUCCCCUUCCCGUAACCCUCUCGAGUCUUGUUCUUAAUCAUUGUUCUAAGAUAAAGUCUAUUGCCAACUGUAACAUUGCCAACUGUAACAAUCUCACUGAAUUGGAAAUAUGGGAGUGUCCGAUAUUGGAGAUAGAGGACUUCCCACCCCUUCCCAUCACCUUGCAGAGGCUUAAACUUUGGGAUUGUCCGAUGAUAAAGUCCCUGCCAAAUAAGUGGCAUCAUCUUACAUCCCUCCAAGAGCUAUUAAUUCUCGUUUGCCAAAAUAUCAAAUGCUUACCCAAAGGAGGUUUGCCUCCCAAAUUGCGAAAGCUUGUUAUUUCGGGGCUCGUGGAUCUAAAGCAACCAGUGAGAGAGUGGGGCUUACACCUGCUCACAUCUCUCGAGAGUCUGAUCAUUGAGUUUAACAUGGGAGGGGAGGGAGAGAAGGAGUGGUUUCCUUCGGAGGAUGAGGAUGCUUGGAGUCUCUUUCCUUUCUCUCUAACCUAUCUUUCGAUAUAUGAUUUGAGAAAAGCGAAAAGACUAUCGAGCGGCCUUCGCAACCAUCUCUCCUCUCUCAAGUAUUUAACGAUUGCAAAGUGCCCCAAGUUGAGGUACUUGCCGGAGGAUGGCUUCCCUCCCUCCCUCCAACAAUUGCGCAUAUAUCGAUGCAAGAUUUUGAAAGAGCGAUGUGCAAAACUCACUGGCAACUAUUGGCCCCUCAUCGAAGAGAUCCCUAAUAUCGAGAUUGAUGACUAGCCGAUCUACACUACAGUCAGUUUUCUUAGGGAUCGGAUACCAUUGUGAUCUUGCAUUGGCAGAAUCUCUUGGAAGGAUCAUGUGCUAACGCUGCUAAAGGAGUUCCGGAACAAAAUGUUCGAGCUGACAUGGGUUCUUUUGGUGUAACCGGAAAUCUUGCACUUCAACCAAUUUGUAUCUUGCCCGAAUUUGGAUGUGGUUGAGGCGCUUAUUCAAGGUCUGGUCUUGUUCCACGGAGCAAUUCUAAUGGUUAGUCACGAUGAGCAUCUAAUAGCUAGAAGCUUGGAUGAGGUCUGGUGGUUUCACAAGGCAAGGUGGCACCUCCCAUGGGAAUUUCUAGGACUACAGAAAUGUACUCUAGUUUUUGUUGAAUCAGGAGGUCAGAUAAGCAGAGUUGCAUCUACCAAGAUAACUUUCAAGAAAUGUCACAUGGUUUUGCUUGACAAGCCAUCUAAUCAUUUGGUUAGUCACGAUGAGCAUCUAAUAACUGGAAGUGCAGACGAGCUAUUGGUGGUUUCUUAAGGCAAGGUGGCGGCUUUCCAUGGGAAUUUCCAGGAUUGUAAGAGUUUGGAUGUCCUGAGGAUAUCUCUGGGGUUAUUCUGUUCAUCAUCUGCACCAAAAGUGGAGGACAAACAUCCCGAAAUGAAGUAGAAAUUGGUUGAGUACGUACAAUCUCCUAAUGCAGCAUCUGUGGAUCAAUUUGAUUAAAUUGUUCUGGGACCCCAACUCUGAACACAUCAAUCCGGAUUCAAAAUUCUUUAAUUCCAAUUAAAAGCAAACUAGGUUACGUGGCUUUGAUCUGGCCUGUAUUGAAUGUAGCACUUUCAGCUAUAUUUAAAUUCGCAUCCUGUGAUGCAGUAGCGACUGAUUUGUCAAAUAAGCUACGGUUAUGGCUUAAACCGAGUAAUUCAUAGCAGGUAUGGAACUCUUAUGGGAACCUCUACAGGGUCUAUUCACUUUUUCUAUCCUUCGUUAUGAAUGGUUAAGGCAAAGAUUUUCUCA
Molecule: messenger RNA, 5882 nt
Organism: Eucalyptus grandis
Lineage: Eukaryota; Viridiplantae; Streptophyta; Magnoliopsida; Myrtales; Myrtaceae
Product: putative disease resistance protein At3g14460
Exons: 8
Coding region: 1908-4880 (990 amino acids)
Source: RefSeq, a predicted model, not a curated record